CAAUAGACGCAGACGGGUAAAAUGAUCAGGAACUGUUUGUAUCUGUAUUAUUUAUCCUGUCGGACAAGGAGCAUGUGUUAACAUAUGAAAGCUGCGCCUAUCGCAGAAUGGGAGACGACACUGUCGUAGCCCGCCUGUUCAGCGUGAAGGCUCUGCUGGGGAUUGUAGCAGGAGCCGGAGCCUCGUAUGGCAUUUAUAAACUAGUCUUCAGUCGCGCGGGAGAUGCGGGAGUAAACAGAAAAAAGUCUGCUAAAAGUGUGACUAUUCAGCCUGGAAGCCUGAUGGCCAAAGUGUCUGGAUUUAAAGUUGUCAGUAAGAGUGAUAAUCUGGAUCCUACUGUGGAUUCUGAAUCUAGUGAUAUUUUCUCCAAAUCUGCUGCCAACCUGGAGCCUCGACAUCUGAGUAUGCUUCUCUCGCUUCUGCAGAGCAGCCCAAACCUAGAAGAGAGGAGGAAAGUUCUCGUAACUUUGGGAAAUGCUGCUGCCUUUACAGUAAACCAGGAUCUCCUGCGAGAAUUCGGAGGUCUUCACAUCAUAGCAGGCUUCCUCUCAGACCCUUCCCCUGAGAUCCGCGUUCAGACUCUGAACGCUCUGAACAACUUGAGCAUGAAUAUCCGCAAUCAAGAGCAGCUGAAGAUAUACGUCUCGUCGGUGAUGCAGAUGAUUGAGAUGUCGCCGGUGAACUCUGACCUUCAGCUGGCAGCGCUCCGAUUGCUCACUAAUCUGUCAGUCACGGAUAAUCACCAGCAUCUGAUGAAGGGUUCCAUCACCCUCCUCCUGUCACUGCUCGUAGUGAGCAGUGAAGUCCUACAGAUCCAGGUCCUGAAGGUCCUGGUCAAUCUUUCCUCCAAUCCAGAUCUGAUGGACGAUAUUGUGCAAGCUCAGGUGAACAAGCAUGUCUUUUAUGGUUUCUGCUGUAAUGCUUUCACUGUUUUGUAAGUGAGAUCCAGUGCAGCUGGUUUCAGUGAAUAUUCAGUCAUACCAACACAAUAUGAUUAUAAAUAGAUAAAUCUAUAAAUAAUCGCCUUGGAUGCUAGGUGUCCUAGUUUUUCUCAUUGCCUGCUGUUGAUGCAUACGUCUAUUUUAAGGCCACUCUGUGGUCAUGAUUUAGUUUAGUGCUGCACGAUUUGAGGAAAGAAUAUUAUUGUGAUUUUUCUUCAGAUAAAAACUGCCAUUGCUAUUUAAAAUAAGAUUAUUAUAAAAAAAGGCAUGCUGUGCUUGUUUGUAUGGCUUUACGCUUUUUCCAGAUUUUAAUGAAUUUGUAAUCAACAUGAAAAUAAAAUAAAUUCACAUCAUUAUCAAUAUUAUUAGAUUCUCCUAAAUACUAAUU
This is a messenger RNA of Carassius auratus (goldfish), 1329 nucleotides long. Its product is annotated as armadillo repeat-containing protein 10-like. The transcript has 5 exons. The coding region runs from base 108 to 938 and encodes 276 amino acids. Gene Ontology annotation, cellular component: mitochondrion. The record is from RefSeq and is a predicted model, not a curated record. Lineage: Eukaryota; Metazoa; Chordata; Actinopteri; Cypriniformes; Cyprinidae.